Molecule: messenger RNA, 928 nt
Organism: Vigna angularis (adzuki bean)
Lineage: Eukaryota; Viridiplantae; Streptophyta; Magnoliopsida; Fabales; Fabaceae
Product: ethylene-response factor C3
Exons: 1
Coding region: 111-857 (248 amino acids)
Biological process (GO): ethylene-activated signaling pathway; regulation of DNA-templated transcription
Molecular function (GO): DNA binding; DNA-binding transcription factor activity
Source: RefSeq, a predicted model, not a curated record
UAUUAAAGCAAUUAAGCAAAUCUCAUGAGCUGUCAAACAGCCUUUUCGCAUUGCAUGUUUUGCUUUAUAUAUCUUCACCCAUAAUAUCACACACCCCCUUCAUUACCAACAUGGAUAUUCAUAGUAAUCACGGUGCAACUUCUGAAGGGAUUCUUGAGAAUGUAUGGGCCAAAAUUAUGAGCAGCGAUAAAGCAGAUGGAAGAAAAGGUGACGCUGCAGAGUCUUGUAACUCUUGGGAAGAACUUCCUCACCUUGAUGGAAGAGAAGGGUCCAUGGAAAUUCUACAAAGACUUCCAAGUUUAGGGAGGUGGAUAUCAAUGGGAGCUGAUUUCUGGGAAGAAGUUUUAGAUGGUAUUGUUCUACCUAACACAAGCAAUACAGAAUACUGUAGCCAUAACAACAUUGAAAUUGGAAGUGCUGGUGAAUGUAAUAACAAGGUGGAAGGUGGUGUGAGAAUGGAGAAGGAAGUUAGAAAACAGUACAGAGGAGUUAGGAGAAGGCCUUGGGGUAAAUAUGCUGCAGAGAUUAGAGACUCAUCGAAGAAAGGUGCAAGAGUUUGGCUUGGAACAUUUGAAACAGCUGAAGAAGCUGCUUUGGCUUAUGACAAGGCCGCUUUGAGGAUUAGGGGUCCAAAGGCAUACCUUAAUUUCCCACUUGAGAGGGUUGCAAAGGCUUUAGGAUGUGACAAGAAGGAAAGUUUGAUCAAGUCUAGGAAGAGGGAAGUGUUUGAUGAUGAUACGAUGAAUGAAGAACCUGCAAGAAAAAAGUUGGAAUGCAUGGUAGAAAAUGAACUAGGUGUUUUUGUAUUUCAGGAUCUAGGAAGUGAUUACUUGGACAGUUUGCUGUCCUCUUUUUGACAUUGAUUCAUACUGUUCAUUAGUCUUUGGUGGUCACAUUCAUAUACAGAAAUAUUAUAGUCAUUUCUGUC